AUGGCAUCCUACACUCACUCAAGCAAGGGAACACCCGGCCAAUCCAAACUCUUCCUCAACCCCGCGGCCCUGAGCCCCGCGGGAGACAGGGCUAACCACACCACGUUCUGGCGAAACCCCAAGGUCGGGAACAUCUACCGUAACACUGAGUACAUCACUGCUCCGAUCACGCAGCCGCUGCUGAAUUAUUGCGGUCUGACAGAGGAUAAGUUUGCUUCGCUCACUGAGCCUAUCGAGGUGCUUGAUAUGUGCUGCGGUGCAGGCGUGGUCUCGGCCUGCAUUCAGGAGAUGCUGAAGUCAACAGGGCAAGGUGGGAAGGGGCUUGUGAGAUUGACUUGCUCUGAUUCUAGUGGUGGUCAGAUUGAACAUGUCAGGGGCCGAGUUGGGAAGGACGGCUGGACGGAUACGACGGUGGUCCAGGCGGAUAUGGCGAGCUUACCAUUUGAGUCGAACAGCUUUGACUUCAUCGUCGUUGGCAUGGCGUUGAUGGUUGUCGCUGAACCCUACGCGGGUCUAGCAGAACUGUACCGCGUCCUCAAGCCAGGCGGCCGUAUCGCGAGUUCGACAUGGGCAACGGAAGGUUGGGUCUACGAUACCCGCGAUGCCGUCGCAAACCUUAGCGUCCCCGGGCAGCAACCGGUGCCAUGGCCGCAGAAGUCAUGCCAUCUGACCGGACUUUGGUCACCUGGCGCAUGGGAUGAUCCCUAUUUCGCGGCUGCCAUGUAUAAUGCUUCGGGACUGACUGAGAUUGACUCGGAAACUCUGGCCAAGCCUAUCACUUUCAGAGAUCCUGAGCAAUUUUGUAUUAUUUUUCAGGCGCUGCUUACGGGUACCGUUGAGAGAUACUGGUCUGAGGAGCAAAAGGAAAAGUUAAGGCACAAGUUGAAGCCUGUCAUUGUUGAGUAUUUGGGGAAAAAGUACGGCGGAGGGCCGUUUGAGAUUGAGAGGUCUAUUGUACUCGUUAGCGGGACGAAGGCAAAAGUGUGA
Molecule: messenger RNA, 987 nt
Organism: Colletotrichum paranaense
Lineage: Eukaryota; Fungi; Ascomycota; Sordariomycetes; Glomerellales; Glomerellaceae
Exons: 3
Coding region: 1-987 (328 amino acids)
Molecular function (GO): S-adenosylmethionine-dependent methyltransferase activity
Source: RefSeq, a predicted model, not a curated record